GGCAUUUUGAAAUUUUGUUUGACACUGAAUUGAUAAUCAACAAGUAGAUAUAACAAAGUUAAUUAUGAAAAAAGAACUUUUUUCAAAUGAAUGACAAACAAAUGUACUAUAUCAUAAUCAUAAUAAGAUAGCUACUUAUUAUUAUUUUAAAUUACAUUGUCAGUUUUAGUAAAAUGUCUCACAGAAUCUUAGAACUUUACAGCGGUAUUGGUGGCAUGCAUUGCGCGUGGAAUGGGUCUGGAUUGAAUGGUCAAAUCAUUUUAGCUGUGGAUAUAAACAAUGUCGCCAAUGAUGUCUAUAAAUGUAACUUCCCCAAUACUCUUUUAUCAAAUCGAAAUAUACAGUCCUUGACACCAGAGUAUAUCAAAGAACUUAAUGUGAAUACAAUUCUAAUGUCGCCACCUUGUCAACCUUUUUCACGAAAUGGAAAGUAUUUAGAUGAAACUGAUACAAGAACUAGUUCAUUUUUAUACUUAAUUACAUUGUUACAACAUUUAGAGAAAAUAGAGUAUAUUUUAAUGGAAAAUGUAAAAGGUUUUGAAUGCUCUACAGUAAGAAAUUUGUAUAUAAAUAAAUUAAAAGAAUGUAAUUACAAUUAUCAAGAAUUUCUCUUAUGUCCGUCCAGCUUUGGUAUGCCUAAUUCGAGACUAAGAUAUUAUUGUAUAGCAAGACGAAAAACUUCUGAAUGGCACUUCAAAAGAAAAGAGGAAGUUAUAACUAGUCUUCCAAAUGAUUAUAGAGAUUGUAUGGCCUUAGAAGAUAUUAUUGAAAAGAAUGUCCCAGAAAAAUAUUUAGUCAGUGAUAAAUUGUUGAAGAGAGCAAAUAUAAUGGACAUUUGUUAUAAGGAUUCCACACGAUCCUGCUGCUUUACUAAGGCAUAUACACAUUAUGUUGAAGGGACUGGCUCUGUUUAUACUGAUGCUUCACCCCAGGAAGUUGAAGAUUGUUUAAGACUAGCAAAUACAUUUGAUUAUAAAAGUAAUGAAUUUGUAGAGAAAAUAAAGCAAUUAAAAUUGAGAUUUUUCACUCCAAAUGAAGUUCUCUCUUUAAUGAUGUUCCCAAAAAAUUAUAAAUUUCCUGAAAAUAUUACAACAAAACAGUGUUACAGGUUAUUGGGGAACAGUGUCAAUGUUAAAGUUAUUACAGAACUAUUAAAGAUACUCUUUGAAUGAUUGAAAAAUAUAUUUUUAAAACUGA
This is a messenger RNA of Melitaea cinxia (Glanville fritillary), 1197 nucleotides long. It is a transcript of the gene Mt2, whose product is annotated as tRNA (cytosine(38)-C(5))-methyltransferase. The record is from RefSeq and is a predicted model, not a curated record. NCBI's taxonomy places the organism in Eukaryota, Metazoa, Arthropoda, Insecta, Lepidoptera, Nymphalidae. Gene Ontology annotation, molecular function: methyltransferase activity. The transcript has 3 exons. The coding region runs from base 174 to 1172 and encodes 332 amino acids.